Molecule: messenger RNA, 1695 nt
Organism: Gastrolobium bilobum
Lineage: Eukaryota; Viridiplantae; Streptophyta; Magnoliopsida; Fabales; Fabaceae
Product: protein neprosin-like
Exons: 7
Coding region: 164-1414 (416 amino acids)
Source: RefSeq, a predicted model, not a curated record
UCAAAGAAAGUAAGAAAAGUGGGCAGUGGCUAGCUAGUGUUAGUGUGGUUGGAUUUUUGUGGUUGAAGAAGGAAAAAACCAACCUCUUCCACUGCAAAACUUCAAGGUUUUGAAGGCUGAGGUUGUGUUUUCUCUUGUUGCUGGAUUUGAAGGCUGUGUUAUUAUGGGUUCUGGUUCUGCUGUUACUUUGCUCCUUCUUUUCUGCUUAUGGGGUCUUUUCAUCUCUCUCUCAUCUGGGGCUAGGCUUAGUGCUUCAAGGCAAAAGCUUGAGGUCAACAAGCAUUUGAAUCGCUUGAACAAGCCUGCUGUCAAGACUAUUCAGAGCCCAGAUGGGGAUAUAAUAGACUGCGUGCAUGUUUCUAAGCAGCCAGCCUUUGAUCAUCCUUUCCUCAAAGAUCACAAAAUUCAGACAAGACCUAGUUUCCACCCUGAAGGGCUUUUUGAUGAGAACAAAUUAUCUGAAAACCCCCAAGAAAAAUCCAAUGCUCCCAUCACUCAGCUGUGGCAUGUGAAUGGUAAAUGCCCUGAGGACACAAUACCCAUCAGGAGAACAAAGGAGGAGGAUGUUCUGAGAGCAAGCUCAGUCAAAAGAUAUGGAAGGAAGAAGCACAGAACUAUCCCUAAGCCCAGGUCAGCACAGCCUGAUCUAAUAAACCAGAGUGGUCAUCAGCAUGCAAUAGCUUAUGUUGAAGGAGAUAAGUACUAUGGAGCAAAAGCCACUAUAAAUGUGUGGGAACCCAAGAUUCAGCAGCCUAAUGAGUUCAGCUUGUCUCAGCUCUGGAUAUUAGGAGGCUCAUUUGGUCAAGAUCUUAACAGCAUUGAAGCUGGCUGGCAGGUUAGUCCAGAUUUAUAUGGUGAUAACAACACACGGCUAUUCACCUACUGGACGAGUGAUGCAUAUCAAGCUACAGGCUGCUACAAUCUUCUUUGCUCUGGAUUUAUUCAAGUCAACAGUGAAAUAGCAAUGGGUGCAAGCAUUUCUCCAAUUUCAGCAUACCGGAAUUCACAGUUUGAUAUCAGUAUUCUUAUCUGGAAGGAUCCAAAAGAGGGGCACUGGUGGAUGCAAUUUGGGAAUGACUACGUAUUGGGUUAUUGGCCUUCUUUCCUGUUCUCAUAUUUGGCUGACAGUGCUUCCAUGAUUGAGUGGGGAGGAGAAGUUGUUAAUUCUGAGCCUGAUGGUCAACAUACCUCAACUCAAAUGGGUAGUGGUCAUUUUCCUGAAGAGGGAUUUGGCAAGGCAAGCUACUUCAGGAAUGUUCAAGUGGUUGAUAGCUCCAAUAAUCUCAAGGCUCCCAAAGGUAUUGGCACCUUCACUGAGCAAUCAAACUGUUACGAUGUCCAAACAGGCAGUAAUGGGGAUUGGGGCCAUUACUUCUACUUUGGAGGCCCUGGCAAAAACCCAAAUUGUCAAUGAGCUAAAGAAGAUGAACUAAAAAGAAGAAAAAAAAGAAAAAGAAAAAUUGUAGUCUCUCUUGUAUCAUUCAAUCAUCCUAGUGUUAAAGCCCUUCUCUUCUAUCUUGUAUACCCUUUUUCUGUAGUGGAAAGUUUUGACUGUUAUUUUAUAUUGAAAGAUUCUCCAUGUAAGCUUAGUGGGGAAGUGUGGCCAAGUUUCUCAAAAGCCUAAAGAAACAGGCCUUUAUAACAUCCUUGUAUUUUAUUUGUUUGUCCACUCCUCUCUAUAGGAGUGUGUGUCAA